Anoplopoma fimbria (sablefish) is the source of this 2145-nucleotide messenger RNA. RefSeq names its product ubiquitin-conjugating enzyme E2Ka (UBC1 homolog, yeast) (gene ube2ka). Gene Ontology annotation, cellular component: nucleus. Gene Ontology annotation, molecular function: protein binding; ubiquitin conjugating enzyme activity. The record is from RefSeq and is a predicted model, not a curated record. Gene Ontology annotation, biological process: proteasome-mediated ubiquitin-dependent protein catabolic process; protein polyubiquitination. The coding region runs from base 292 to 894 and encodes 200 amino acids. The transcript has 7 exons. Lineage: Eukaryota; Metazoa; Chordata; Actinopteri; Perciformes; Anoplopomatidae.
CUCUCUCCUCCAGACUGCAUGCAGUUUGGUAUUAAAAUGUUUCCAGCACAACCAACCAUUGUGUUGUGGCACAUUUGAGAUGAUAGAUGCACGUUUUUUUUUUAACCAAAGCAUAACAUCAAAUUGAUACCCGGGGGGACUGACAGGCGCUCGUGCGGGCUGUUCAUUUUGAGAGGUUGCAGAGCUGCUGCACGAGAGAGAGAGCGAGCGAGCGAGCGAGCGUCAGUCAGUCAGCCAGUCAGGUCGGACGGCGGCGGAGAGGCCCCAACCGGACGGGAACACGGGGGAACCAUGGCCAACAUCGCGGUUCAGAGGAUAAAACGGGAGUUCAAGGAGGUGCUCAAGAGCGAAGAGACGAGCAAAAACCAGAUAAAGGUGGAUCUGGUGGAUGAGAACUUCACAGAACUGAAAGGGGAGAUAGCAGGGCCGCCUGACACGCCAUAUGAAGGAGGUAGAUAUCAACUAGAAAUUAAAAUUCCAGAGACGUAUCCAUUCAAUCCACCAAAGGUGCGGUUUAUCACGAAUAUCUGGCAUCCCAACAUCAGCUCAGUCACAGGUGCAAUAUGUCUGGACAUUCUCAAAGACCAGUGGGCAGCAGCUAUGACACUGAGGACAGUCCUCCUGUCGCUGCAAGCCUUAUUGGCAGCUGCAGAACCAGAUGAUCCACAAGACGCCGUGGUAGCCAAUCAGUACAAGCAGAACCCAGAGAUGUUCAAACAGACAGCGAGGCUCUGGUCUCAUGUCUAUGCAGGCGCUCCCGUCUCAAGUCCGGAGUACACGCGCAAAAUAGAAAAACUCUGUGCCAUGGGCUUUGACAAAAAAGCAGUAAUAGUGGCGUUGUCGUCGAAAUCCUGGGACGUGGAGACAGCGACAGAGUUACUGCUCAGUAACUGAAUCUUGACACCCUCUUCAUCUUCCUCUUGAUCCCUAUCCCUCUCCUCCCACAAACACACCCUCUCUCUUCUGAAUUCCUUCUGUCUCAAGGCGUCUUUUCCCAAGUUGAGCCCCCCCAACCCUCCUUUAUCCCCUCUGUGUGGCAUCUCCCUCCCUGAUCAUCAAAUCUGCUGUACAACACUCCAAUCAGUCGCUCUGUGAGCUCAUAUCUCUGGUGUCUUUAAGUUCAUUCAACAUUCCACGCAUUGGUGCAAUCAGAACUUCAACCACAACUUCAACCCCUUUGAAUCAAAAUGUCAGACUUAAGACCCGCCCACGCCCGCCACGCUCCCAGCUUUUCUGGCUGUGUCCAAGAAGCGGCUGUCAGUGGCUGUCAGCGGCUUAUCCUUGCCUAUGCAGUGCAUUUACUUUCAUUUGUGAAACCUUUGUAGGAGCAAGUCAUGAAUUUCAAGGAGGCUCUUUUGGACCUGGUCAUGAUUUUUACACUUUUUCCGCUGGUUUUCUAAACAGGGAUUGAGCCAAGUCCUAAACCAAACAGCGUUUUAAAUUGUUAUCUCUUUUGUAAUUCUUUUGCGCAGUGUUUAACAUCAUUUCCUUCACUCAUCUCAAUCACAAUCAACAUUUUGGGGUACUCUAAAUUGACUAGUACAACUUAAAUUCUGGGACCCUUCAUCACUGUUUUUGAGGGCGCUAUAGUUUUUUUUCAGGUUCAAAAUGGACAUUCGGAUACAUUUGUUGUGAAGUAAAUAUAGUGCACCGCGUAGCAAACAUGGAGUUUUACAGACACCGUGUCGAACGAAGCUUAUUCCCUGUUCAGGAACCAGCUCAUAAAGUGUCACCGAGGAGUUCACACAGUAGCCAUACACAUUUUCAUGUCAUGUUUCCCCACUUCAACUGUCAGACCAACCCGAAGGUCUUGCGGCAAACCCCAGCUCCAAUCCCCACACCCUUUUUUUUUUUUUUUCUUGACAUGGCUUACUUCACCGGUCCCUUUCCCCACAUUUUUUUUAAAAAUUUCUAUUUGCUUUUGGCCUCCUGCAGGAAUACAUUUGGAUUCUUGUUUUUAAAACUGAAAGAAAAAACAAACAAAGAAAAACAUGUCAGCAGUAAUACAACCUGUCACAAGUCUGGAUGGAAAAAAAGUUCAAAAUGAGUUUGAAAAAUAUUGCAUCAUCUUAACUACGCCAACAGAUAAAUAUGUCAAAAAUGAUUCAUCUGUAAAUAAAGAUAUUAAAGUCUGUGUAAAUUAAA